Eufriesea mexicana is the source of this 1904-nucleotide messenger RNA. RefSeq names its product proton-coupled folate transporter. Gene Ontology annotation, molecular function: transmembrane transporter activity. The record is from RefSeq and is a predicted model, not a curated record. Gene Ontology annotation, cellular component: membrane. The transcript has 10 exons. Gene Ontology annotation, biological process: transmembrane transport. The coding region runs from base 381 to 1904 and encodes 507 amino acids. NCBI's taxonomy places the organism in Eukaryota, Metazoa, Arthropoda, Insecta, Hymenoptera, Apidae.
UACUCUGUGAAUACUGAAGCACGUGGUGUUUAUUCUAGGAACACCGAGCUGAUUUAACGAGUCAGCUUUUUCCUGAAGUCUACGACAUGAUCUUAAAAUAAUUGCUUCUUGUUAAUUGCUACCAUCGUUAUUGUGCAAUCGUUAUGUAACCAGACUACUGGAUUUGCUCAUGGCUGUCGACAUGAAAAAGAGAGCCGGAGAUUUUUUAUAGCGGAUUCUGCAAUUUUUACGUGACUUCAGCACAAGUAGGAUACUGGUGAAAAAUUAUAAACAGGAGCGAUAUCGAGAAACGCACACGUAACAAUGAUCAAGUGAAGUAAUCAAAUUGAGAGGAUUUACGAGUUUAUUUUUAUUAUCUGAUAGUAAAACAAGCAACGAUCAUGGAGAGCGAGUCUACAGUUGCAAUAAUACUAUCACCCGAUCGAGAAGAAUAUCUGAAGAGAAAUAAUGAUGAAGUAGCGCAGCAGAAAUGCCCGAAAUAUUUUGGCUGGCUAGAAAAAGUUUCAGUGGAGCCAACCAUGUGGUUAUACAUGAUGGCAUAUAUGAUUACCUCGGUUGUCGAACAAGCUUUUUUCGUUUACAAAUCCUGUCGAGUUGACCACGGAUAUUCCGAAGAAAUCUGUUCCAAUCUGAACAAGAAUGAGAGCAUAAAAGCUGAAGUACAGGUUACGGUCUCAAAUUUUCAUCAAUGGAACAACAUAGCUGGCCACGUGGCCCCCAUAAUAUUAGCCCUAUUUUUUGGUAAUUGGAGCGAUCGGCGUGGUCGAAAAUUACCAUUGAUAUUUGGAUUACUAGGAAAGUUUAUCUACUCUUUCAUGAUUGUAAUCAAUUCCAUGAUGGAUACGUGGAAUUUGAACACCGUGAUAUACACGGCGAGCCUCCCCAUGGGAAUGUUAGGGGGCGAUGUAGCCAUUUUUGGAAGCUGUUUUUCGUACAUAUCAGACAUAACAUCUGUUCAACAAAGAACCCUAAGAAUCACUAUUUUAGACGUGGUAUACCUUAGCACUAUGCCUACUGGUGUGGCUUUGGGAUCCUAUCUCUAUUCCAACGUAGUGAACUCAUCUUAUACUAUAAUGUUUAUUAUAAAUACUACUUUACUAGCUCUAGCUAUAAUAUACUCAUUAAUAAGGCUAAAGUGGCAAGUAUUGCCUGAGCAACAGUCGUUGGCUGGCAUUAAUUUAUUGACUGACUUUUUCGAUAAAAAGCACGUGAUCGCUACUAUAAAGACAAUGACCAAGAGCAGGCCGAAUCAUAGGAAACUUUAUCUGUGGCUUCUCUUGAUCAUAAUGAUGCUUUACACUUUCCAAAGGGACGAGAAACCUAUGAGUUUCCUGUAUACUCAAUUGAUAUUUCAUUGGGAUGUGAACAAAUUUAGUAAUUUCAAAACAUUCCAAUCGACUAUGUUUGUCCUAGCGAUGCUAAUCGGUGUGCCAAUAAUGAGCAAAGUACUGAAAAUGAGAGAUACCGUAAUAGUAGCCAUUGGUGCUGUUGCACAUGCAUCUGGAAGAGUUAUAUUCGUGUUGGCCAAAAUACCACAAUUAUUCUACCUUGGUGCUAUUGUAGCUGCAUUGGGGCCAACAGUGGCACCAGUUCUUAGGUCAAUGACCUCGAAACUUACUCCUGUGGAGGAACGAGGAAAAAUAUUCGCUAUAUUAUCAGUCUGUGAUAACGCAGUGCCUUUGUUCAGUAGUAUAUUAUAUUCCCAAUUAUAUAAUGCAACCAUAAACACGACACCUGGUUCAAUCUACUGGCUAACCUUCACUACUCAAAUACUUAUCUUAUUUCUUAUUCUAACAAUUCAACUUCAUAUGAAAAAUAACAAUGUCUACGUAAAUAAUGAGAAUUCAACGACGACUUCUAUUAUGGAACCAAGGAAUAAUACAGACUUUGAAAAAGCUUAUUGA